UAGCUAUAGUAUUCGGGCUCGCUGAAAGACUACGAGGAGGUGGCGGAAACCAGUCCAAACCCAAGCCACCUAAUCCAGACUCUACCGUCCAACAGAGCAACCAGCAGCCUUCCACCGCCCAACAGAGCGAUACUGGAAGAGUAAUCGACCCGACAGGCGAGAACGCAGCGAGGUUUAGAGAACAAAUCGAAGCCGAGCGCGCCCAUGGCAUAAAACCACAGAUGAUGGCUCCCCCAAGGUUCGGACACGCUACCGCUGGAAGACUGCAUGGCACGAAUAGCGACGAGAACAAGCAAGAAUUAUGA
Acaulospora colombiana is the source of this 305-nucleotide messenger RNA. Lineage: Eukaryota; Fungi; Glomeromycota; Glomeromycetes; Diversisporales; Acaulosporaceae. The record is from the annotation of a GenBank genome assembly.